CCGAGCCGCCCCAUCCCCCCGCCCGGCGCGCGGGGGUAACGGCGCGGUGUGGGCGUCGCGUCUCCCCGCGCUCGCGCGCUGGCGGGCCCGAGGCGCCGCCAUGGCGGCGGUGCCGGAGGUGGAGAUCGACGCCGACGGCAUCUUCAAGUACAUCCUGGUGCGCCUGCAGCGCCCGGGCGGCGAGGAGCGGCGGGACAUCGUCCGCGGCACCAAGGCCGCCGAGUUCCACAAUCACAUAUUUGAAAAAGUAAAUCCUGAAAUGGAAAAGCUGGGCUAUGAGUGCAAGUGCCUUGGAGGGGGAAAAAUUGAUCACAAUAGCAAGGACAAGAAAAUUAGGGUGUUUGGACUUUCUACAGGCUAUGGUAAAGCAGAUCACUCGGUGACUGUAGAAAUACUGAAGAAAGUGUAUACAGAUUAUGAAAUAACGUGGUCAGAUGACAAGAAAUAAAUUGACUACUUACGAAAUCUGAACUUUGACAAGCAGUUCAAAACGGGUAACUUUCUGUGAGCUGUACUACUAUAAAUAAAAUGGAAUGCAAGUC
Molecule: messenger RNA, 542 nt
Organism: Rhea pennata
Lineage: Eukaryota; Metazoa; Chordata; Aves; Rheiformes; Rheidae
Product: 14 kDa phosphohistidine phosphatase-like
Exons: 3
Coding region: 101-448 (115 amino acids)
Biological process (GO): peptidyl-histidine dephosphorylation
Cellular component (GO): cytosol
Molecular function (GO): protein histidine phosphatase activity
Source: RefSeq, a predicted model, not a curated record